ACCACGUACGUGUAUGGUUGUGUUCUAAUGACGUGUCGGUGCAUAACCUCUCUCAGGCUCUUUUGAAUACACUUCCAUCAGUUUUACUUUUAAAUAGUUAAGAAUAAUUUCCUUAAAUUAGUACUCAAAUGGCACCAAAAGAUAGUAAAGACGACAAUAAGCCUGUGAAAAUUAACAAAUGGGAUGGCUCGGCGGUGAAAAACGCAAUCGAUGAUGCUGUUAAAGAGGUGCUUACAAAGAAAUACAAUUAUGUAGAGAACUUUGCGCUCAUGGACGGUAGGCUAACGAUAUGUGGAAUAGCUGUUGGUGUUGCUAUGUUUGCUUUGCUGUGGGAUUUCUUAUACCCUUUUCCACAAUCGAGGCCGAUUCUUAUCUUCUGUGUCGCAACAUACUUUAUUAUGAUGGGAAUUCUAACGUUAUACACGACGUAUAAGGAAAAGGGAAUAUUUGUUAUAGCUGCGCAGAAAAAUGGAUCGAAAAAGGAAACUGUAUGGGAAGCAAGUUCAUAUUUGAAAAAGUAUGAUGACAAGUAUAAAUUAGUGCUGUCCUGUCGUGAUGCCAAAACUGGAGCAAAGAGAGAGGCCAAUUUAAAGAAGAGUGUGGCGAACUUUGUGGACAGCAAUGGAUCUGUGGUUCCAGAAAUAGUGGAAACUGAAGUUGGAAAAUUACAUAAUUCGUUACUUAGUGAGCGUAAAGAGAAAUAAAUGUCAAUGUGUAAUUGUUUAAAAUUACUUUUCCAAUUCUUACAUGUAAUAUAUUGCAGUUUGAAACGAUUUUUUAUAAAUGUCUAUGUCCUUUUAUAGCAUUUGUUGGGUUGUAUUUUCUUUGUAUUUAUAUGUUAAAAAAUAAUAAUAUUAAAGUCGGAGGUAUUUUUCAUAUACCUCUAUUUUUAAGGUA
Messenger RNA from Photinus pyralis (common eastern firefly), 897 nucleotides. It is a transcript of the gene Spase25, whose product is annotated as probable signal peptidase complex subunit 2. The record is from RefSeq and is a predicted model, not a curated record. Gene Ontology annotation, biological process: protein targeting to ER. The transcript has 5 exons. Bases 129 to 704 code for a protein of 191 amino acids. Lineage: Eukaryota; Metazoa; Arthropoda; Insecta; Coleoptera; Lampyridae. Gene Ontology annotation, cellular component: membrane; signal peptidase complex.